Molecule: messenger RNA, 2334 nt
Organism: Biomphalaria glabrata
Lineage: Eukaryota; Metazoa; Mollusca; Gastropoda; Planorbidae
Product: mediator of RNA polymerase II transcription subunit 17-like
Exons: 15
Coding region: 48-1934 (628 amino acids)
Biological process (GO): regulation of transcription by RNA polymerase II
Cellular component (GO): mediator complex; core mediator complex
Molecular function (GO): transcription coregulator activity
Source: RefSeq, a predicted model, not a curated record
AAACAGAAAGUCCCGCCGUAUUAAUAGACAUUAAUUAAGCAGGCAAAAUGGCUGCUCCCUCUGUCAAUAUUAGCGUUGAAUCUGCUAUUGAACACCAAAUUCAAGAAGUAAGAUAUGACGGACAAGAAAUUUAUGUUGCCCCCUUGUCUAUGUCAGAAAAUUUGAGUAAACUUGCACAUAAAAUAGAUUUUUACAAAGAUGAAAGUGAAGAAAAAGGAAAGCCGACAUCAGAAGGGGAGAAGGAGUCAGAUGAAGAGAAAGUCCUGGCCCCAUUUCAACCAUCACUCUGGCCUUGGGACUCGGUCAGAAAUAAAUUAAAAGCAGCUUACACAGAAAUCAGUGUUCUCUAUGAUGUGCUGAACAUAGUCAAAGAAAAACACUACAUGGUGACUGAUCCUGUAAAUCAAGAUGGCCCUGAACUCAAGGCACCUCUUCAAAUGUUGGCUAAGAAAAGGAGCCUUGUGGCCGCUGCUCAUAUAUUGAGCAAUGGAGCUGAGAGAUUAAAGAGAGUCCAGAAUGAAAUGGCUUCUGUCACGCAAGAAAACUUUCUCAUGGAGCUUCUCAAACUCAGAAAAAAUUGGAGGCUUAAAAAAGUUCACAACACAAUCUUGGGAGAGUUGAGCUACAAAUCUGCUGGGUCUAGAUUUUGGCAAGGAGGCACAUUUGAGGUUUUAAAAACAUCAGAUCUUGCUGCUGAAGGUGAAAUAGUCCCCAGAAAAAGUAGCUUGGAUGUCAUCAUACCAAGUGAGCUGGAGGGUGUGGCCUACAUCUUGGUAGAGGUGAAGAGUGUUGUAUCAGAUUUAAUGAAUAUCACAAGUGCUACAUUAAAAAUGCCAUCUAGUCUUGGACCUGUGUCUGCUGAUACUUACUGGCAGUUGAAACUAGAGACUGCUCAGAAUGUUUUAUUUUGUAAGGAGCUUUUUGCUCAGCUUGCUCGUGAAGCUGUCCAGAUAAAGAAAGCAAGCACACCUCACAUGGUUGUGGGCAAUCAGAUUCUUACUAAUGUUUUUCCUGGUGUACAGCUGUCUAUAGUGCUUUGUCAUCAUACUGGAAAAGAAAAGAAGGUCAACCUGUCAUCUGAGAAGUUGGAACACAAUCAUGUCCUUGAGCACUCCCUUCACCAGCUUCUCCGUGAAGUGCAUGACAGAAACCUCAAGUGCAGUGCACCUCAUCCUGUCAAUGCCAUGCUGGGAAUGACCAGGAAGAGAAGACUUGCCGGACCUAGGGCCAUGUCCAGACAGGAACUUAUGGAAAUGGGAGAAAAUGAAUCAUUACUAGAACAAAUUUUGAAACAAACCAAGCAUGCUGUUCUAAGAAUCAGAUCGAUGCAUGUAAUAGAUCAGAUGGCAGUAAGCAUACAGGAUCCUCAGCUCUGUGCCCACUGGAGCUGUCUCAACAGUAGUCUUGAGUCAAGUGUUCGAGUCAGUGUUACGUCCUAUGGCUACGAGUCUAUCAGGACCUCACUAGUACUGACUAUUGGAAUAGACCUCAUAAGAGUUGUAAUGAAGGAUGGUAGAGUAUGUACACUAUCAUUUGAAGAAACAGAACUCAGAGAUCUCUUACAGUGGCAGAUUUGUCAGCACCACACCCACUCCAUACAACAUCUGGCCAAAGUACAGGGCUGGCAAGUUUUGUCUGGCAUAGUCAGCAGCGGUUUUGGGGAUAUGGAAGCUUAUGGCACAACUUCCAAUGUCCUGAUGGCAUCUCCCAGGAGCAAUGUAAUUGUGUCUUUUCAUAGCAACCCAGUGAGUGGUAGUAAACUGUGGGUAAAGAAAGUUGAACCAUCAAUAGAAACUCACCAUUCCCCUGCUGUCACUGCAAAUAAAUGGGCUUCUUUGUCAGGAGAGUUUCAGGAAGUGAAUCUUCAGCUUUUGGAGGGCAGAAAUCUGGUAGGAAAAAUUGACAUGCUGAUGGCCAGAUUAUCUUUGAGUUGAUAAACCAAGCGGAAAAAAAAAAUAUAAUGAAAAGAAAAAUUUAAAUUCCCCGAUAAUGAAAUACUUCCAUAAUUGAUAUUGACUUGUGUAUAUUUAAAUACACACAUCAUGAUGAUUCUAUUGGGGUUAUCAAUAUGCCUGGAAUUAUGGACUAUGAGUAUAUGUGAAGAAAUAUAUUUAUGUGCAAACAUUUGUCAAAGGUUUCUGUAUAUAUCAGUUCAGUCAUCAAGGAAUGUAUGGGGACAGCAUUUAUUUAACUGUGAACUUGAUGUUGAUGUGUACAUAAUUUGUGUAAAUAUUGUGUAUAUAGAUAUAGGUCAGUCAACAAAAUAAAUAUUUUUUGUUUCAAACAAAAAAUUGCUGAAUUUAUUUAUUUAUUCAAAUUGACCAACCAGGUAGU